AGCUUCCGCCGCCGGAUCCGUCCUCCUUCGCGUCCGCCGACCGUCCGCCGCUGCCUCUGCGAAGGAAGAGGAGGAGGAAGCCAAGGAGAAGGCGAAGGAAGGCCCCAGAGAGAGAGGCCUCCCUCCUCCCUCGGCGGCGCCAUGAAGUGGAUGUUCAAGGAGGACCACGCGCUCGAGCACCGCUGCGUGGAGUCCGCCAAGAUUCGGGCCAAGUACCCCGACCGCGUCCCGGUGAUCGUGGAGAAGGUGUCCGGCUCGCAGAUCGUGGACAUCGACAAGCGGAAGUACCUGGUCCCUUCGGACAUCACGGUGGCCCAGUUCAUGUGGAUCAUCCGGAAGAGGAUCCAGCUCCCCUCCGAGAAGGCCAUCUUCCUCUUCGUCGACAAGACCGUGCCUCAGUCCAGCCUGACCAUGGGGCAGCUUUACGAGAAGGAGAAGGACGAGGACGGCUUCCUGUAUGUGGCCUACAGUGGAGAAAACACUUUCGGCGUGUGAGCGGAUCUCCUGCCCUCCUCCUCCUCCGCACCCGUUGUAAAUAGCCUCUUGUCUGCGAUCAUGACUCUGAGGCACCGCCAGCAUCCUUCACUGGGUUGAUUUAAUAUAUUGGUAGGGCAUUUGGGGUUUUCCUUUGUUGUUAAUUAGCCUGGUAAAUUAAAAUAACUUCAUUUCCCCAUUGCACAUUGUAGUCACAGCUGUAAAUUUCAUAGUCCACUUCCGCUGAAAUACUGUACACUGAUGACAUUAUUUAAAUAGCAAUGCGAAAGUAGGUAAGGUGAGAUUAAAAAUGAAGGUGGGAGAGAUUUUUUGAACUGAAUGUUUGACUAAUUAUUAAUAACUAGAGUUUCAUAGUAAUAGGAGCUUCUCCGUUAUUCUAAGCCGUCUAAAGAUGCUGAUAUGUUGACCUUGGUUAUUGUGUUCUUCUUGGUGAAUUUUGCUUGAGGAAGUAACAAUUAAAAUUCCUCGCACAA
This is a messenger RNA of Sceloporus undulatus (fence lizard), 968 nucleotides long. RefSeq names its product GABA type A receptor associated protein like 2 (gene GABARAPL2). Lineage: Eukaryota; Metazoa; Chordata; Lepidosauria; Squamata; Phrynosomatidae. The transcript is spliced from 4 exons. The record is from RefSeq and is a predicted model, not a curated record. The coding region runs from base 142 to 495 and encodes 117 amino acids. Gene Ontology annotation, molecular function: ubiquitin protein ligase binding. Gene Ontology annotation, biological process: cellular response to nitrogen starvation; autophagy of mitochondrion; macroautophagy. Gene Ontology annotation, cellular component: autophagosome; autophagosome membrane; cytosol.